Messenger RNA from Heterostelium album PN500, 204 nucleotides. Its product is annotated as FKBP-type peptidyl-prolyl cis-trans isomerase. Gene Ontology annotation, molecular function: peptidyl-prolyl cis-trans isomerase activity. Bases 1 to 204 code for a protein of 67 amino acids. The transcript has 4 exons. Lineage: Eukaryota; Evosea; Eumycetozoa; Acytosteliales; Acytosteliaceae. The record is from RefSeq and is a predicted model, not a curated record. Gene Ontology annotation, biological process: protein peptidyl-prolyl isomerization.
AUGCCAGGUAAUGGUUCAAAGCCAGUCAAAGGAAAUUCAGUGACUGUACACUACACCGGUAAACUUACAAACGGUUCCGUUUUCGAUUCAUCACACAAGAGAAACACUCCUUUCAAUUUCACUUUGGGUAUUGGUCAAGUCAUUAGAGGAUGGGAUGAAGGAGUUCUUCAGGUUUGCAUUUAUAAUCUAACAAAUAACAAAUAA